Molecule: messenger RNA, 1360 nt
Organism: Rhizopus microsporus ATCC 52813
Lineage: Eukaryota; Fungi; Mucoromycota; Mucoromycetes; Mucorales; Rhizopodaceae
Exons: 1
Coding region: 498-974 (158 amino acids)
Source: RefSeq, a predicted model, not a curated record
GUAUUCUAUGCCACUUGAUCCCUUUGCAAUGACCAGGAGUUUUUAAAAACUUUUUAAAGUUUUCGAUACUUUCAUUAAAAUAAAUUACACUUCGAGCUUCGUGACCUUGGUUGUUGUAAUCAUUACUUUCUUUAUUUGUUCGAGUUGUACAGAUAAAAUAAAGUACAGUAAUAAUAAGCUUUUUGACCUUCAUCUUCUUUUCGUUUGAAUUUGUAUGCACUCAGAUAUUACCGUCGUCAAAUUAUGAAUAGCAAGAACAAUGGUUACGAUCAAGCUGAAUCUCUGACAUGGGCCAUGGAAUUCUUUAGUCGCCUUUCCUUCUUGGAAAUCAAGUUCGCAUCUUCCCCCUUCCUACAGGAAGACUCCAACAUAGUCGUUCGGUCUCCUGGGGCUGAUUUCACUCCUUCUUCAGCUUUUUUGGAACAUUGCCGCUUAAUUGAGGAAGAUUUCUUUCGUCAUCCUCUUCCGGAUAUUGAACGUCGGCGUUUCCUGUUUGAAUGCCCACACAAUUGUAUGAUAUCCAGUAUCAUAUAUCUGGUCUUACUCGCCCUAUUGAUUGGUUCGCCUAUCAACUGGUUCACAGUCAGUGGGGUCUUGACACUACCCGUCAGCGAUUCUUGGAAUUUGUCAAGGCUAUUCACGAGCUCCUGUCAGAUCUGGUGUCGCACAUCACCAAGCAACGUACUUCCAACAUGUUCAGGGGUAUUUCUUCUUUUUGUGGCCCACCUUCAGAUGAACUUCAAAGCUACCUCUUGGACCCCAGAGAUAUAGUGGAUCACAUCGAACUGGCUCAAGCAGUACAAGCCUCUAUACGUAGACGCUCCAGGCCUCGAUCUAAUCGCGUCAUUUCGCCUCAAUCGUCUUCAACAGCUGCAUCUAAUAUAUCCUUUGGCGGCCUGACUUCUAGUGGUAACACGACACCCUCUAAUACCACUACUGACAACACUUCUAUUGUUCAUUCAAAGUCUGCGUAACAACAGUGGUGCGAUGAAACCAAAAAAGUCGAGCCGGUAAUGCACAGUAAAACUGAACUAAAUGUUUUAUUAAUUCGAAAUAUGGGUCAUAUAAAUACCAGUGGCUUAGUUAUUCCUUAUUAGUGUAACCUAGAAGACAUGAAUAGCAGUACUGCAUGUAUUUUUUUUAUUCAAAUUAAACUUUUUUUUAUUCCAUAGGUCUUUGACUACACACGAAACCUACAAAAACUAAGUUAAUACAAGAAAAAAAAAAAACAUAGGUAUGAAAGAAAAAAGAAAAAGUAUCAGAGAGAAGAUUUCUUUAUCAACAGCCGCUCUAUUAGCAGCCUCAAAAAUUUUCAGUGUGAUACAUUUAUUCAUCAUCUUCUUUUUCUUUUUCCUUAUUA